AUGAGGUCCGUCACCGCGUUCCUGAUCUUUCUCUGCUGUGUCGGAUUUAUAGCAUGCAAACCCUCGCCGCCCUGUCCGAGAGGACAGUUUUUGCUGAAGAACCAGUGUGUCCUCUGCCAUCCCACCUGCUCUGAGUGCGACGGGCAUGAGCUGUUUGAAUGCACUACCUGUGGAGUUGAUGAAGAUGGACAGGAACGUUUCCUCCACCAAGGUCGCUGUCGGACACACUGCCCCCGGGGACUCUAUCCUGACAGGGGUCACUAUGCCUGCCUGCCCUGCAUAGCCAAUUGUGAACUCUGCACAGAUGGCAACAUAUGUGCCAAAUGUCGGGAACACUACAAACUCCAGAAUGGGGUCUGCCAAACGGCGUCCUGUGACAUAGGGCAGGUGCAGGACCCUGAUACAGGGGAGUGCAUCAACUGUGAGGUGGGCUGCAAAGCAUGUUCCACAGAAGACCCUGAAAUCUGCAACAGCUGUAUUGAAGGUUACUUUCUUUUCAGACACCAGUGUCGCAGGCACUGCCCCCAAAGCACCUAUGAGGACUGGGGCAGGGGUGUGUGUCUGUCCUGUCCAGCACCAUGCACAGACUGCAGGAGUAACACACGCUGCCUUGCCUGCCAGCCUGGUUACUUCCUCAAUGGAGGUGAGUGUAUUAAACAGUGUCCACAGCAAACUUUCAGUGACUCCAGUGGGUGGCGCUGCCAGCCUUGUCACAGUUCAUGCCAGACAUGUCACGGACCUCGAUCGACAGACUGUGAACUUUGUCUUGGUGGGAACCCUUCUCUACAUGGACAGUGCCCUUUGGUUAACUGCCCAUUGGGACAAUACUUUGACGGGAAAUAUGGUGAAUGUCACACUUGUGAUGCAUCCUGUAAGACCUGCUUUGGCCCUCAACCACUAGAUUGCUCUUCUUGCUUCAAAGGAUAUUUCCUGGACCAGGAUAGUUCUUGUGUAAUGCAGUGUCCAUCCGGCUCCUAUGCAAACUCUGCCACUCAGCUGUGUGAGGACUGCUCACCAAACUGUGAGGCCUGCAUGGGCACCAGUGAUAACUGCAUCAGCUGUUCCAAAGGCAGCUAUAAACUUUUUCUCCACCACGGGAGAUGCUGGUCAAAUUGCCCUGAAGGUUUCUUUGAGACAGCUGAGGGUUCAUGUGAAACCUGUGACAGCUCCUGUCUGACAUGUGAUGGGACCAAGUCCCAAUGUCUGUCCUGUGCUGACGGCCACUACUUAGAGGGUGGUACGUGUAGACUCAACUGUUCACUGCGGACAUACCCUGCAGAUGAUGGUACCUGCAGACGCUGUCCUCCCCACUGUGACAUUUGCUCAGAUGACAGGACCUGCUUCAAAUGUAGUUUCCUCUACAUGAUGCUGAAUGGUGCGUGUAAAGCUAGCUGUCCCAUGGGCUAUUAUGAGGAUAUGGAGGAGGGCCGUUGUGGUCAGUGCCAUCCUACCUGUGCCAGCUGUUCAGGGCCCUUAGCAGAUGACUGUGAGACGUGCUCAACGUUUAGCCCAAAACUCUACAAGGGUACAUGCUCAAAGGACUGCGUCACUGGUACUUACUAUGAAACUGAAGCUAUGGAAUGUCAAGAGUGCCACCAGACGUGCAUGAGCUGUUCCGGCCCAGAUGCAAACCAGUGCACUCAGUGCGAGAAGGGACUCGUGUUGGAUCCAAACACAUUGUUGUGUGGGGUGACAGGUGACACAGACUGCCCACCGGGGUCCUACCUACACGAUGACCAGUUCACCUGCAUGGGUUGCCACCGGCACUGUUACUCUUGCGAGGGGCCGGGGAACGAUGAAUGCCAGACAUGUGCCGUCCCCAGAUACCUUCAUAACAGCACCUGUGUGAGCGAGUGUCCAGCUGGUACAUACAACACACGGCAAGAAGCAGACGGAAAGGAGCUGGGAUUCUGUUUGCCUUGUGACCACGUCUGUUCCAUGUGCACUGGGGCAUCGCCUAGAGAUUGCCUCACUUGUUCUCCAGGAUACCUGCGCCUUCUUGAACUCUGUGUCACCCAUUGUCCCUCAGGGUAUUACAAAGAAGGGUCUCGCUGUGAGAAAUGUGACCAGUCCUGUGAGCUGUGUACGGGACCAGGACCUGAGUCCUGCAGGGCCUGUCCACCACCUCUUCUGGAGCUGAAAGGCACCAAGCUGUGUGUUGAACGCUGCCCACCCCGCUUCUAUCGAGUCAAUGACAUCUGCCAACAGUGCCACACCAGCUGUCUGACCUGCACAGAUGCCUCGCCUCAGAGCUGCCUGACGUGUGACUGGGGCAGCACUCUAAAGGACAAAGUCUGCUAUCCACGUUGUGAGGAGGGGCUGUACUUUUCAGAUGAGGAAACCUGUGACCCAUGUGACAGCUCAUGUAGACAUUGUACCGGCCCCAGACCUGACCAGUGUCUGACUUGUCACCAUGGUUCUGCUCUCCAUGCUGUGGAGAACCGCUGCACCCGCUGCUGUCAGGCAGGGGGGAAUGAUACUGACUGCUGUGUUUGUGACAGCCGCUCAGCUCUGUGUGUGGAGGCCCCCCAACCCAAGUCAGGGGACGACCAGGUAACAGACCUGAACAUGUCAUCCAGAGCUCUAAAUCACACCUCAGCUGCCUUACCUAUUUCCCUGCUGCUGGCACUGGGGUUGGCUCUGGCUGUAUUUGCUUUGGUCAAAGCUUAUUCAAGGAAAAGGCUUUGCUGGAGCCAAAGCUAUGAAAGACUGAGUGGCAGUGCCAAUAUCAACAUGCCCCACGGCGUGCCUGAGCCGGACAGCGGAGAUGAGGUGGACGUGGUGUACACAAGUAGAGGUGGAUCCGUCUAUCGACGCUACAGCUUCAUUCAAGAACAGGACACUGAUGCAGACCAGGGUGUGGAUGAAAGCACUUGUCUCAAUCAGUCUUAGAUACAUCCAAAUCAGAGCUUACAGUAACUGAGGAAUGUAUUGUGGAUGCCCACAAUAUAAAGACUGACAGGUGAAUUCAAAGAAGCAUAGUUAAUGUUUAGAAGAGAAUGUAGUGGUGUGUUUCUCUAUGAGUUCUGGUUAUUUUAUUCUACAAAGUGCCUGUACCUUUAUAAUGCACAUUCUUAGAUUGAAGCAUUUGUGACUGAAAAAGAAAGAAAGAAAGAAAUACAUAUAUUUGUGCAUAUGUAUGUAUAGGACUUUUUCUUUUUUUACUUGAUAUUAAAGAGGUAUUUGUGUAAUAGUGAAAUUACCACGUGUAACUGAAAUCUGCAUGAUUUGUUGUAAACAGAAAUUCAAAUGAAAUAAAUUCUGCCAAACAGCCUCAGUACACUUUAAAUACUGGCUACAUUACUGUGUAAUUCCGACAAUAUCUGCUCUCAUGUCUAUAUUCUAUUGCCCUUACGUUUAUAUUUUGCUCGUUUACAUCUUUUAUUGCUCUUUUAUGGCUUAAACUGUGACCUGAUUUCGUACCAUACAUGUAAAUGUACUGGUAUGACAAUAAAAGUUCCU
Messenger RNA from Toxotes jaculatrix (banded archerfish), 3462 nucleotides. Its product is annotated as proprotein convertase subtilisin/kexin type 5. The transcript has 16 exons. The record is from RefSeq and is a predicted model, not a curated record. Bases 1 to 2892 code for a protein of 963 amino acids. NCBI's taxonomy places the organism in Eukaryota, Metazoa, Chordata, Actinopteri, Toxotidae.